Symbiodinium pilosum is the source of this 1005-nucleotide messenger RNA. The record is from the annotation of a GenBank genome assembly. NCBI's taxonomy places the organism in Eukaryota, Dinophyceae, Suessiales, Symbiodiniaceae.
AUGGCUGGUGCUGCAGAAGGAGACAAUGGAGACAUAUUUGUGGGUGAGCGCGCCGAGAAAUUUCGCGGCAUUCUAUCCCUCAAAUAUCCCAUGGAGCAUGGCAUCGUGCAACAUUGGGACGACAUGGAGCUGAUAUGGCGGCAUGUCUACUCUGAGAUGAAAGUCAACGCAGAGGAGCACCCCGUUCUCCUGACAGAGGCUCCGCUCAAUCCGCGGAAGAACCGUGAGAAAGCAGCAGAGAUCUUUUUCGAGACAUUCGGUUGUCCGGCGCUCUUCGUUUCGGCGCAGGCCAUCCUCUCGCUGUAUGCAAGUGGGAGAACGACGGGUGUGGUCCUGGACUCGGGAGACGGCGUCACUCACGCCGUCCCAGUUUAUGAGGGUUUUGCCCUCCCACACGCAGUGAUGAGAUCGGACGUUGCCGGGCGCGACGUCACCGACCACUUGCUCCUCCAGCUCCGGCGCACUGGCCAUGUUUUUCACACCUCGGCAGAGAGGGAAGUUGUCCGUCAGAUCAAGGAGAAGGAGUGUUACGUGGCGCUGAACCCGCAGAAGGAGGAGCAAGGAGAACACGACAAGGCCUCCAUGCAGCACCAAUACAAGCUGCCUGAUGGCUCCGUGAUCAACCUCGGUGCAGAAAGGUUUCGAGCGCCCGAGAUACUGUUUCAUCCUGACCUGAUUGGCCUGGAAUACCCAGGCAUCCAUGAAUUGCUCGCUACGUCCAUCAAUCGGGCUGACCUCGACUUGCGAAUGACUCUGUUCUCACAGAUCGUCCUAUCGGGCGGCUCGACCAUGUUCGAGAAGUUUGGUGACAGGCUUCUAGGCGAGGUGAAGAAGCUUGCGCCGAAGGACAUCAAAAUAAGAAUCAUUGCGCCGCCGGAGCGAAAGCUCUCCACUUGGAUAGGCGGCUCAAUCCUGGCGUCCUUGGCAACAUUCAAAAAGAUGUGGGUUACUAAAGAAGAGUUCGAAGAAGAUGGUUACUCCAUUCUGCAUAAGAAAGCUUUCUGA